Molecule: messenger RNA, 3259 nt
Organism: Myotis daubentonii (Daubenton's bat)
Lineage: Eukaryota; Metazoa; Chordata; Mammalia; Chiroptera; Vespertilionidae
Gene: FOXC1
Product: forkhead box C1
Biological process (GO): anatomical structure morphogenesis; cell differentiation; regulation of transcription by RNA polymerase II
Molecular function (GO): RNA polymerase II cis-regulatory region sequence-specific DNA binding; DNA-binding transcription factor activity, RNA polymerase II-specific
Source: RefSeq, a predicted model, not a curated record
CUCGGCGGUGACAUCUGUGAGCAGUGGACGGAGGAAGGGUCUGUGUGGGGCCCGAGAGGGCUCAGGAAAUCUGCGAAAACAAUGGACGUCCGUGCGGAGGGCCGGGGGUGACAUAGACAGUGCCCGGCGCCGGCGGCGGAGGGGGCGAGCGCAGGCCGGACGCGGGCAGGGACUUGGGCUCGGGACCCCGCCGGCCGGCGUGCGUGUGGUCAGCGCGGCGGUCCUCCCGCGGCCCCGCGCGGCCCGGCGGGGCUCGGCCUCCCGCUCACUCAGAGGCGGUUCUCGGCCCCCAUUGGCUGCUGCUGCAGCAGGAGGGCGGGGCUCCGCUGCCCGGAAAAAAUGUAACUGCGUAAAAAAGUCCUCGCCUGGGUGACGGAUGCUCAAAAGUUCAGAAGUUUUCCAAUGCUUCCUUAAGCGGCCCGCGCGCGAGAGACUGAAAAAAAAAGGUGACGCGGGGCCCGGGAAGGCGGCCGGCGCGCGGCCCCCCGCCCUGGUGAUUUGGCCGCCUUCGCCGGCGGCUGGGGCAGUCUCCUGGAAGGAGCAGGCGGUGUGGCGAGAAGGGCGCCUUCUUGUUUUUUCAGUUUUGGCUCUUUUUUCCGUUCUCGCCUGGAAGUGGCUCCGCGAGUUCCUUCAAGGCCGUCUGCCGCGUCCUGGUCCGGCCCUCUCCCUUAGCACCGACCCUCCUCCGCGGCCGGCGCCGGCCCCGCAGUGGCUGGAGGCGCCCCGGGAGCCCGAGCGAGCGCAGGGAGAGGCCGCGCGCAGCUGGCGGCUCGGGGAGGCGGCGGCGGCCCGACACCAGCUCCGCGAGGCCCGGACUCGGACUGCGCGGCCGGCGGAGCGCGGCCGACCUGAGCGAGGGUGGGGGGCGGCGGGCGGCGCGGGGCGGCGGCGAGCGGGGGCCAUGCAGGCGCGCUACUCCGUGUCCAGCCCCAACUCCCUGGGAGUGGUGCCCUACCUCGGCGGCGAGCAGAGCUACUACCGCGCGGCGGCGGCGGCGGCCGGGGGCGGCUACACCGCCAUGCCGGCCCCCAUGAGCGUGUACUCGCACCCAGCGCACGCCGAACAGUAUCCGGGUGGCAUGGCCCGCGCCUACGGGCCCUACACGCCGCAGCCGCAGCCCAAGGACAUGGUGAAGCCGCCCUAUAGUUACAUCGCGCUCAUCACCAUGGCCAUCCAGAACGCCCCGGACAAGAAGAUCACCCUCAAUGGCAUCUACCAGUUCAUCAUGGACCGCUUCCCUUUCUACCGGGACAAUAAGCAGGGCUGGCAGAACAGCAUCCGCCACAACCUCUCACUCAACGAGUGCUUCGUCAAGGUGCCCCGCGACGACAAGAAACCGGGCAAGGGCAGCUACUGGACGCUGGACCCGGACUCGUACAACAUGUUCGAGAACGGCAGCUUCCUACGGCGGCGGCGGCGCUUCAAGAAGAAGGACGCCGUGAAGGACAAGGAGGAGAAGGACCGGCUGCACCUCAAGGAGCCGCCGCCGCCGCCCCCCGGCCGCCAGCCUCCGCCCGCGCCGCCGGAGCAAACCGACGGCACGGUGCCUGGACCGCAGCCGCCGCCUGUGCGCAUCCAGGACAUCAAAACCGAGAACGGUACGUGCCCCUCGCCGCCCCAGCCCCUGUCCCCGGCUGCCGCCCUGGGCAGCGGCAGCGCCGCCGCGGUGCCCAAAAUCGAAAGCCCCGACAGCAGCAGCAGCAGCCUGUCCAGCGGGAGCAGUCCCCCGGGCAGCCUGCCGUCCACGCGGCCUCUGAGCUUGGAUGGCGCGGAGCCCGCGCCACAGCCACCGCCCGCACAGCCCGCGCCGCCGCCGCACCACAGCCAGGGCUUCAGCGUGGACAACAUCAUGACAUCGCUGCGGGGAUCGCCGCAAGGCGCGGCCGCAGAGCUCGGCUCGGGCCUCCUGGCGUCGGCGGCCGGGUCCUCGCGCACGGGCAUCGCACCCCCGCUGGCGCUGGGCGCCUACUCGCCGGGCCAGAGCUCCCUCUACAGCUCCCCCUGCAGCCAGAGCUCCAGCGCCGGGAGCUCGGGAGGGGGCGGCGGCGGUGGGGGUGGCAGCGCAGGGGGCGCCGGGACCUACCACUGCAACCUGCAGGCCAUGAGCCUGUAUGCGGCCGGGGAGCGCGGUGGCCACUUGCAGGGCGCGCCUGGGGGCGCCGGCGGAUCAGCCGUGGACGACCCCCUGCCCGACUACUCUCUGCCCCCGGUCACUAGCAGCAGCGCCUCCUCCCUGAGUCACGGCAGCGGUCAGGAGGCCGGCCACCACGCCGCAGCCCACCAAGGCCGCCUCACCUCGUGGUACCUGAACCAGGCGGGCGGAGACCUGGGCCACCUGGCCAGCGCGGCGGCGGCGGCGGCGGCGGGCUACCCCAGCCAGCAGCAGAACUUCCACUCGGUGCGGGAGAUGUUCGAGUCGCAGAGGAUCGGCCUGAACAACUCUCCAGUGAACGGGAACAGUAGCUGUCAGAUGGCCUUCCCUUCCAGCCAGUCUCUGUACCGCACAUCCGGGGCUUUCGUCUAUGACUGUAGCAAGUUUUGACACCCCCAUCUCAAAGCCGAACUGAAUCGAACCCCAGCACAGGAACAACCAAAAGAACCAUCAAUGCAAAAUCGAAACCAAAAAAAAAAAAAUCCAAUUUAAAAAAUCUUGAAAAAUAUUCACCAAACCAGCGAACAGAAUCCCUACAAAAGUCAACUCACCAGCACACAAAAAACUAUUUUCUUAAAAGAUUAAUUGAGAGCCACCUCCACUUUGCCUUAUCUAAAUAAACAAAACCAUAAACCAUUUUACACAGAGACAGCAAAAUCAUGGUUUAUUAAAGGACAGUGUUACUGCAGAUAACACGUAAGUUUCUUCUUGCUUUUAAGAGAGCACGCUUUCCUUUUCCUCCUCUCUCCCAUGCCCUGGCCCUUUUCCUUCCCUCACCUCUCACCUGUAAGAUAUUAUUUUAUCCUAUGUUGAAAGGAGGGGAAAAGUCCCCGUAUAUGAAAAUCGCUUUCUUUUUAUUCAUGGACUUGUUUUUAAAUGUAAAUUUCAACAUAGUAAUUUAUUUUUAAUUUGUAGUUGGAUGUCGUGGACCAAACGCCAGAAAGUGUUUCCAAAACCUGACGUUAAAUUUCCUGAAACUUACAUUGUGCCUUUUUUUCAUUAUAAAAAGGGAAACUGUAUUAAUCUUAUUCUAUCAUCUUUUCUUUCUUUUUGUUGAACAUAUUCAUUGUUUGUUUAUUAAUAAAUUACCAUUCAGUUUGAAUGAUA